Messenger RNA from Plectropomus leopardus (leopard coralgrouper), 1566 nucleotides. RefSeq names its product alkaline phosphatase, intestinal, tandem duplicate 2 (gene alpi.2). The record is from RefSeq and is a predicted model, not a curated record. Gene Ontology annotation, molecular function: alkaline phosphatase activity. Gene Ontology annotation, cellular component: plasma membrane. Gene Ontology annotation, biological process: dephosphorylation. NCBI's taxonomy places the organism in Eukaryota, Metazoa, Chordata, Actinopteri, Perciformes, Serranidae.
AUGGCCAACAAACAUAAACUAAUUUUUACUGGAUUAUUGAUUUUCAUAUCUGUGCAAUGGACUUUGUCUAUUUCAGAGGAAGAGCUCCAUGCCAGCUACUGGAACAACAAAGGGAGACAGGCUCUUCACACUGCCAUUAAUGUUCAACCUAAUCUCCACCAAGCCAAGAACCUCAUCCUCUUCCUUGGGGACGGUAUGGGGAUACCGACAGUGACGGCUGCCCGCAUCCUCAAAGGCCAGUUGGCAGGACAUUCUGGGGAGGAGACCAGUCUGGUUAUGGAUACCUUUACUCACCUGGCGCUGUCUAAGACAUACAAUGUGGACCAGCAGAUGCCUGACAGCGCUGGCACAGCCACAGCUUAUUUAUGUGGUGUGAAGGCAAACUACGGCACCCUGGGUGUCACAGCCGCCACCCCAAGGUACAACUGUAGCGCUACGUACGGGAACGAAGUUGAAUCAGUUCUGCACCGUGCCAAGAAAGCAGGAAAGUCUGUAGGAAUUGUAACUACAACCAGAGUGCAGCAUGCCUCUCCCGGUGCAAACUACGCUCACACUGCCAACCGAGGCUGGUACUCUGACUCUGACCUCAGCGCUGAGGCGAUCCAAAAUGGCUGCCGUGACAUUGCUUACCAGCUAGUUCAUAACACAGAGAUAAAUGUCAUUCUUGGUGGAGGUCGUCAGUACAUGUUUCCAAGAACAAUACAAGAUCCAGAAUAUCCAACUUAUACAGGAGACCGAAAUGAUGGACAAAAUCUUGUUGCGGAGUGGAUGAAGAACAAAAAGAAUGCCAAAUAUGUUUGGAACAAAGCUGAGUUUGAUGCCAUCAAUCCUGCAAAUACAGACUUCCUGAUGGGUCUCUUUGAACCCAAAGACUGCCGUUACGAGUUGGAGCGUGAUGCGUCCAUGGACCCCUCCCUUACGGAGAUGAUGGAGAAAGCAAUUAAGAUUCUCAGCAAGAACCCAAAGGGAUUUUUCCUCUUUGUGGAAGAUAAUGGGAGAAUUGAUCAUGGUCACCAUGGAGGGAGGGCCAAAAGAGCUCUCUAUGAGGCUGUUGAGUUUGACCGGGCGAUCGGGCGAGCAGCUGAACUCACCAGUGAGCUGGACACCCUGUCUGUGGUCACUGCUGACCAUUCCCAUGUCUUUGCCUUUGGAGGAUAUUCUGCCAGAGGAAACUCUGUUUUAGGGGUGUCUCGCUCAUUGGCUGAUGACAACAAGCACUUCACCACUGCUGUGUAUGGAAAUGGACCAGGAUACCAAACUGGAGUUCGGCCAGAUAUGAAUGAGACAAUUUCAUCGAGUAACGACUACCGUCAGCAGGCUCCCGUCCCUCUUGGGUCAGAGACCCAUGGCAUAGAGGAUGUAGCCAUCUUUGCCAAAGGUCCCAUGUCACACCUUUUCCAUGGGGUCCAGGAACAGAGCUACAUUGCACACGUCAUGGCUUAUGCCGCCUGCCUAGAGCCCUAUGAGGACUGCAAACUGCCCCCGACCGACCAUGCCGGAGCCAUUCACCCCAGCCUGUUGCUCCUCCUGAUGGGCCUCCUUCUCCUCUCCCUCUGCUCUAUCUGA